AGGAAAGAGAGGGAGAGAGAGAGAGAGAGAGAGCGAGCGCGCGCGUGUGUGUGUGUGGAAAAAGGAAGCGGAGCCUGUAAACGGUGAACUCGCUGGUUUCCUACCCCUCGAAACAACUAUCAGCGCCGUGUUACUUUUCAUGUGGACACUAUCUUCGACAACAACACGGCCGAAGGGAAUAGGAGCAGUUUCGAGGGGGGGCCAGCUAACGUUAUAGUGCCUUUGCUCGGCGAUUUCGGACGCGAACAGUAAAUCAGUAAAGUGAAACCGUCUUUUGUUGAAGCAAGUGCUCGCCUGAGCCCCUCCGUGCGAGCAGCGGGUUUAAAAGGAGAAGAAGAAAAAACCGGGGGGAUAAAAAAAAAAAGUGUCCGUGUUCGACUCGUUUUGUCCCGGUUCUUGGAUUUGGCCCAGCUGGCUUUAGUUCGGUGGGUCAUCUCGGGCAAGGAUCGCGUUUUGAACUUGUUUGCAGCAGUCUCUGGGACUCCAAGAAUCACCAGACUGGCGGCUUUUCUGAAACACUGGGGUUGUUGGUGUGGCCAAAUUUUCCCUGGAUUUGACUGGUAAAUUCAGAAGACUGAAGCCCAGGCUCACAGUCUACCUUUCACGGAGGCCCAGCCGUGAGAGGACUGAGGAAGGCACGUGGCGGAUCAUGACGGCCGACAAAGAGAAGGAGAGGGAGAAAGAGCGGGACAGGGACAGAGACAGGGACAGGGACAAGAGAGAGUCUGGUAAGUCCCGCCGACAGGACGGGGACCGAGGCGACCGUGAGAGCGAGAGCUCCAGGCCCCGACGCAGCUGUACGCUGGAGGGCGGGGCAAAGAACUAUGCAGAGAGCGAACACAGCGAGGAUGAGGACAACGAAAAUGGCAGCACGGGUGGAGGAAACGGCACGGCCGAGGAUGCUGGUAAGAAGGGCAAGAAAAAGACUCCUAAGAAGAAGUCACGCUACGAGCGCACAGAGAACGGAGAAAUCACGUCCUUCAUCACAGAAGACGAUGUUGUUUACAGACCCGGAGAUUGUGUGUACAUUGAAAGUCGGCGGCCCAACACUCCCUACUUCAUUUGUAGCAUUCAGGAUUUCAAGCUGAGUAAACGGGACCAUCUGCUGAUGAAUGUGAAAUGGUACUACCGCCAGUCAGAGGUGCCCGACUCUGUCUACCAGCACCUGGUGCAGGAUCGCAACAAUGAGAACGACUCAGGCCGGGAGCUGGUCAUCACAGACCCAGUGGUCAGGAGUCGAGAACUCUUCAUCUCUGACUAUGUGGACACUUAUCAUGCUGCUGCUCUCAGGGGGAAAUGCAACAUUUCCCAUUUCUCCGACAUUUUUGCUGCCAGGGAGUUCAAAGCCCGCAUCGACUCCUUUUUUUAUAUCCUCGGAUAUAACCCAGAGACCAGGCGACUAAACAGCACACAAGGAGAAAUCCGAGUGGGACCCAGUCACCAAGCCAAGCUCCCUGAGCUGCAGCCUUUCCCCUCUCCUGGUGGCCACGCCGUGACCGAGAACGAGGAGCUGGUCUGGAUGCCAGGGGUCAAUGACUGUGAUCUUCUCAUGUACCUCAGAGCCGCAAGGAGCAUGGCUGCCUUUGCAGGGAUGUGCGACGGAGGCUCAACAGAAGACGGGUGUUUAGCAGCCUCUCGAGACGACACUACAUUAAACGCACUUAACACUCUUCACGAGAGCAGCUACGAUGCAGGAAAAGCUCUCCAGCGUCUGGUGAAGAAGCCUGUACCUAAACUGAUAGAGAAGUGCUGGUCUGAGGAUGAAGUGAAGCGCUUCAUUAAAGGGUUGAGACAGUUCGGCAAAAACUUCUUCAGGAUCCGGAAAGAGCUGCUGCCCAACAAAGAAACGGUAAUACCAUUUAAUUCUCUCUAUACUGUUGAACUUUUUCACUGUGUGUGUGUGUGUCAUUUGUUUUAUAGCACUGAAACGUAUAUAAAAACGAGCUACAUGUGGUUUGCUCCCUCCAAGGACUGGCACCACGGGGGCCGGGAGAACAUCUUGCUGUGCACAGACUGCCGCAUUCACUUCAAGAAGUACGGUGAACUGCCCCCCAUCGAAAAGCCAGUGGACCCGCCGCCAUUUAUGUUCAAACCUGUCAAAGAGGAAGAGGAUGGACUCAGCGGGAAGCAUAGCAUGAGGACCCGACGGAACAGAGGCUCGAUGUCGACGCUACGUAGUGGUCGUAAGAAGCAGACAGCCAGUCCUGAUGGCAGAGCCUCACCUACCAACGAGGAUUUGCGCUCCAGCGGACGUACCUCUCCCAGUGCGGCAAGCACUGACAGCACUGACAGUAAGAUAGACUCCAUGAAGAAGCCCAGCAAGAAGAUUAAAGAGGAGGCUCCUUCACCUAUGAAGAGCGCCAAACGGCUGCGAGAAAAGGGAGCCUCAGACACAGAGGAGCCCGAGAGGGCCAGCGUCAAGAAGUCCAAGACACAAGAGCUGAGUCGGCCAGACUCACCCUCAGAAUGCGAGGGAGAAGGGGAGGGUGAGGGCGAGAGUUCUGAUGGGCGCAGCAUCAACGAGGAGCUCAGUAGCGAUCCUAAAGACAUUGACCAGGACAACCGGAGCUCCUCCCCGAGCAUCCCCAGCCCCCGUGACAAUGAGAGCGACUCAGACUCGUCUGCCCAGCAGCAGCAGCUCCUGCAGAGCCAGCACCCUGCUGUCAUCCAGUGUCAGCCAGGCACCUCAGCUGCCUCCUCGGCACCGCCUCCGCCUACAACCUCAGCCCCCUCACUGCCCCCACAGGUCUCCCCCACAGCGGCCUCCACCUCUCUACCUCCCCAGCCUCUGCCCCAGCCAAGCCCCAUGUCUCUUAUCCAGUCAGGAGCAUCCCUCCACCCUCAAAGGCUCCCUUCUCCACAUUCACCUUUGUCUCAGGCUCCACCUCCUGGUCCCCCAGUCCCACCUCCAUCAUUACCCAGCUCGCAUCACGGGCCUAUGCCUCAUCCGCUGCAGCCGGGCCCCUCACACAUGCCUCACCCUCACUCCAUGCCCCCUCAGGGCUUCCCUGUGGGUCAGUCUCAGGUCCCGCCCAUGCCAAUCUCUGGCCAAUCACAGCAGAGGCCGCAUUCGCCUCCCUCCCAGUCCCAGUCAUCAGCUCAGAGUGGAGGCCAGCCUCCCAGAGAGCAGCCACUGCCCCCUGCCCCAAUGUCCAUGCCUCACAUCAAGCCCCCACCAACCACACCCAUCCCUCAGAUCCCCAACCCACAGUCUCACAAACACACGCCCCACGCGUCAGCGCCUCCAUUCCCUCAGAUGCCUUCGAACCUGCCUCCACCUCCUGCCCUCAAACCCCUCAGCUCUUUACCCACCCACCAUCCUCCAUCAGCACACCCACCUCCACUACAGCUCAUGCCUCAGGGGCAGCAGCUUCAGCCGCCUCCAGCCCAGCCUCCAGUUCUCACUCAGUCCCAGAGCCUGCCCCCAUCAGCAAGCCACCAACCUCCUCAAGCUCCUCCUGUGCCGCCCUCCGCAGCAGCAGCAGCAGCAGCCUCACACCCCAACGGACCACCACAGCCGCCAUUCACGUCGCAUCCUUUCAAUACAGUUCUACCUCCAACCGGCCCUUCUCCUUCUUCAUCAAACUCUAUGCCUGGUAUACAGCCUUCAUCUUCCUCCGCUCCACCCUCCUCUAUCUCCAUGCCACUGCCUGCCUCAGUCACUUGUGCCGGCCAGGGCCCGGUACUACCAACUGUACACAUCAAAGAGGAGCCUCUAGACGAGUUAGAAGAGCCAGAGAGCCCCCCACCCCCACAGAGAAGCCCCUCCCCAGAGCCUACCAUCGUCAAUGUGCCCAGCCAUGCCAGCCAGUCAGCACGGUUCUACAAGCACCUGGACCGGGGUUACAACUCGUGUGCUAGGACAGAUUACUACUUCACUCCGCUGGCUUCAUCUAAACUGGCCAAGAAGCGAGAGGAAGCUCUGGAGAAAGCCAAGAGGGAAGCAGAGCAGAAAGUAAGGGACGAGAAGGACAGAGAGAGGGAGAGGGAAAAAGAGCGAGAAAGAGAGCGGGAACGAGAAAAGGAAGCAGACCGGGCUGCGAAAGCCUCCAAUUCCUGUCACGAGGUCAGGAUGAGUGAUCCUCAGAUGAUCGGCCCCAUUCACAUGCGUCAACAGUACGAUGGCCCCCCCACUUCGAUCGCAGCUGUUCCUCCGUACAUCGGCCCUGACACUCCUGCCCUGCGCACCCUCAGCGAGUACGCCCGACCCCACGUCAUGUCCCCCAGCAAUCGAAACCACCCCUUCUUUGUGUCCCUCAACCCAGCAGAUCCGCUGCUGGCCUAUCACAUGCCCGGCUUGUACAACGCUGACCCGGGCAUGCGGGAGCGUGAGCUACGGGAGAGGGAGAUGCGUGAGAGGGAGAUUCGUGAGAGGGAGCUGAGGGAAAGGAUGAAACCAGGUUUUGAGGUUAAGCCUCCAGAGAUGGACACACUUCACCCUUCCACAAACCCCAUGGAGCACUUUGCCCGGCAUGGAGCCAUCACGUUGCCCCCCAUGGCCGGACCUCACCAUUUCGCCGCUUUCCAUCCGGGCCUGAACCCAUUAGAGCGUGAGCGGCUGGCCCUCGCAGGGCCCCAGCUGCGAUCAGAAAUGAGCUACCCAGAGAGGUUGGCUGCAGAGAGACUCCAUGCUGAGAGGAUGGCCACAGUGGCCAAUGACCCUAUCGCCCGUCUACAGAUGUUCAACGUCACGCCACACCACCACCAGCACUCGCAUAUUCACUCCCAUCUCCACCUCCACCAGCAAGAUCCUCUUCACCAAGGUGGGGAAUGUCUUGUGUGUCCUCCAGGCUCCGGGGGCCAUCCCCUGAUGGAUCCCCUGGGAGGAGGACCUCACCUGGCUCGCUUCCCUUACCCGCCCGGCGCGAUCCCCAACGCUCUCCUCGGGCAGCCGCAUGAACACGAGAUGCUGCGCCACCCAGUCUUCGGUACUCCAUACCCCCGGGAGCUACAAGGAGGUCUGCCACCGCAGAUGUCCGCAGCCCACCAGCUGCAGGCAAUGCAUGCCCAGUCCGCUGAGCUCCAGAGGCUGGCCAUGGAGCAGCAGUGGCUACAUGGACACCAUCACAUGCAUGGAGGUCCGCUGCCUGGUCAGGAAGACUACUACAGCCGGCUGAAGAAGGAGAGUGACAAGCAGCUGUAACCAGCCAAGGGAGGCAGCGACUGACAGGUGCAGGACACGGGAAGUUGUUACAGAGUUGUUCAUUCAGUUUUGAAGAACGGAAAAGGCCAAGUGGAUCGUCUGAGAAUUCUUCUGAUAUUUGCUUUUUCUUCCUGUCAAGGACCUUUUUUUUAUUAUUAUUAUUUUUCAAGACAUUGACUUUCUUUGGUAUAUAGCCAAUAGUGACAACGUCAUCGAGACUCCUGCAUGACAAGCUUUUCUGACAUUUUUUUUGUAGGUGCUAGAACAAGACACUGUGCUUAUCAACAAAAAAAAAAAAAAGACAAGACCGGUCAGGCCGUUUAUGGAAAAAUAACAA
Molecule: messenger RNA, 5480 nt
Organism: Cottoperca gobio
Lineage: Eukaryota; Metazoa; Chordata; Actinopteri; Perciformes; Bovichtidae
Gene: rerea
Product: arginine-glutamic acid dipeptide (RE) repeats a
Exons: 20
Coding region: 650-5143 (1497 amino acids)
Biological process (GO): regulation of DNA-templated transcription
Cellular component (GO): nucleus
Molecular function (GO): sequence-specific DNA binding; chromatin binding; transcription corepressor activity
Source: RefSeq, a predicted model, not a curated record